AGAGACUGAUGUUGAAUGAUGUCCUACCCUUGAUAGGUCUUCUCAUUAAUCUGAGAUGUGAUUAAUUUGAGGAGGCGACAGUCUCAGAAGAGGAGGCCCAGGUGUCAGGGACCCACUUGCCCAUCCGUUUUUCCAGAACAAUCACCAUGGUCUGCGGCCACUAUACCCUCCCCUAGAGAGCCCAAGACAUGAGCAUAACUGGCACUCUUGGCCUGCAGUUCCAUUAUUUCUAAUUCUUAAUAUUGCCCCCCUAAACGUGUGAAGUACGUUUCAAGGCUAAUGAGAUUUUAGGUAACAGAAGGCUUUAAAAAAGUAGCACCAUGCUCCUCUGGAUUGUUUGAGCUGCAAGGACAGCUGCUCUUUGGCCUUCAGCUGACCUCAGAAACUAGAAAUACUUAUUUUAGACUUUGUCCCAUUGGCCACUGUGGGCAAGGGUGGAAAGCACCUGCCAGGUGUUGCCAUAAGAUUGACUCGGCCUACAGGAAACUCGUACAAGCUUUGUGGGUUGAGAGCCCCUUCCCAGCCCUACCUUUUCUUGGCGUCAAAAACCACAGCAUGAGUUGAGCGCCCCCUGUGUGCGGAGCUAGGUAACGAGCAAACAAGGGUGGCGUUAACGCUCCUUCCUGGGCGUUUACCCAGUCUAUUACGUUUUCACGACCACCUUCCUGCUAGCACCUCUUGUUUAUCUUCUACAAAUGAUAAGACUAACUGACGAAGCACACUGGUCCAUGAGAUAGGACAUGUCCCUAUGGGUAACUGCCCUGUGACCUUGAGCAAGUUGCUUGCUCAGCGGGAGUUGACCCUGAGGUUUCUUCCCGUUCGAACACUCGGCCCUGCUCAAAAUCACGCGUGCUCCAUCACCGUUGGGACGAGGUCUCGAAACUGCAAGGCGUAAUUUCCCACCGCCUUCGUUCUGAGCGGGAGGAAGCGAGAGGUUGGAAGCGCGCGCCCCACCUCCUCCACAGAAACCCGGCAGUCAGGCCCGGCGCCCAAUUUCCCGGCUGAAACCAACUACGGUGCCCGGGGAGGGUCUCUUCAUUCCUCGCGAAGAUUUCCUUUUCCGCCAGUCACCGGUGAGGCCCGCCCCUCCUGUCACCGGAAGGGGCCGUUGCCCCGAGCAACUCUAACGUCCGGCUUUUCGAGUUUGGCGGCGGGAAAAGUCAUGAGUAAAAGCCGGGCCGAAGCUGCGGCCGGAGCCCCCGGGGUCCUCCUGAGGUACCUGCAAGAGCAGAACCGGCCUUACAGCGCCCAGGAUGUGUUCGGGAACCUGCAGCGGGAACACGGACUGGGCAAGGCGGCGGUGGUGAAGGCGCUGGAGCAACUGGCCCAACAAGGCAAGAUCAAAGAGAAGAUGUACGGCAAACAGAAGAUUUAUUUUGCGAACCAGGACCAAUUUGACAUGGUGAGUGAUGCCGAUCUUCAAGGCCUGGACGCCAAAAUCGUGGCCCUCGCUGCCAAGGUGCAGCAUUUGCAGCAGAGUUGCCGUCACAUGGAAGCUGAGCUGAAGGAGUUAAACAGUGCCCUGACCACACCGGAGAUGCAGAAAGAGAUCCAAGAGUUAAAGAAGGAAUGUGCUGGCUACACAGAAAGACUGAAGAACAUCAAAGCAGCCACCAACCAUGUGACCCCAGAAGAGAAAGAGCAGGUGUACAGAGAGAAGCAGAAGUACUGCAAGGAGUGGAGGAAGCGCAAGAGGUUGGCAACAGAGCUGUGUGAUGCAAUCCUUGAAGGAUACCCCAAGAGCAAGAAGCAGUUCUUUGUAAGUGGUUCUGUCUCCCUUCCUUGCUCCCCUGGGGUUUCAUCCAGGGAGGCCUCAUUCAGUUGUCUUGCUGCCCUACAGGAGGAAGUUGGCAUAGAGACUGAUGAAGAUUACAACGUCACCCUCCCAGACCCCUGAAAGCUCCUCAGGCAGGACUAGGGGAUGGAGACAGAAGUGUUCAGGCCAGCUUUUUGUUGUUUCUGCUGCUUUCCACCUUUGAACACAGCAGUUGGGAGGGGCAUAAACCAGAGUAUUAGGCAAAGGGAGGCAGCACUGGUUGCCUGGAGUGGAUGGUCAUACUCACUGCAUCGUCCACGUUUCAGUUGCUUGAGCUUAACAUUAGACUUGGAACAAUGCUAAA
Messenger RNA from Hipposideros armiger (great roundleaf bat), 2120 nucleotides. RefSeq names its product PSMC3 interacting protein (gene PSMC3IP). Lineage: Eukaryota; Metazoa; Chordata; Mammalia; Chiroptera; Hipposideridae. Gene Ontology annotation, molecular function: recombinase activator activity; double-stranded DNA binding. The transcript has 7 exons. Gene Ontology annotation, biological process: meiotic joint molecule formation; homologous chromosome pairing at meiosis; meiotic strand invasion involved in reciprocal meiotic recombination. The coding region runs from base 1163 to 1897 and encodes 244 amino acids. The record is from RefSeq and is a predicted model, not a curated record. Gene Ontology annotation, cellular component: condensed nuclear chromosome; DNA recombinase auxiliary factor complex.